Molecule: messenger RNA, 381 nt
Organism: Papilio polytes (common Mormon)
Lineage: Eukaryota; Metazoa; Arthropoda; Insecta; Lepidoptera; Papilionidae
Gene: Nurf-38
Product: inorganic pyrophosphatase
Exons: 2
Biological process (GO): phosphate-containing compound metabolic process
Cellular component (GO): cytoplasm
Molecular function (GO): inorganic diphosphate phosphatase activity; magnesium ion binding
Source: RefSeq, a predicted model, not a curated record
GUCAAUAGUAAAAUGUCACUAACACGCGUUGCGAUUAGGUCGUGUGUGUCGUUGUCGAGACAGGUUCUUAUUGGCAGCGGCUACUGCAGGCGAGGGUUAUCCAGUUCGUCCGUUGUUUAUAUUUCAAAAGUUCGUGACGAGAUGUUUAUUGCUGAAGAAAGAGGAUCACCUUAUGCACCCGACUAUCGGGUUUUCUUUAGGGACGAGAGCGGGCCCGUGUCGCCGCUGCACGACAUCCCGCUGUGGGCGGACCGCGCUCGCCGGCUGGCGCACAUGGUGGUGGAGGUGCCGCGCUGGACCAACGCCAAGAUGGAGAUCAGCCUCGGCGAGACGCUCAACCCCAUCAAGCAAGACGUGAAGAAAGGCGCGCUGCGCUACGUC